Molecule: messenger RNA, 6623 nt
Organism: Porites evermanni
Lineage: Eukaryota; Metazoa; Cnidaria; Anthozoa; Scleractinia; Poritidae
Source: the annotation of a GenBank genome assembly
GCAAGAUGUCUUUACGGCCGGACACUUUCCAAACGGAGAUCACUUUAUGAUGUCCUGGAUGUGCCGCACUCCGCCACACAGGCUGUAAUUAAAGCCGCGUAUCAUGAAUUGUCGCUGAAAUAUCAUCCAGACGUGAACAAGAGCGAAGAAGCUCAGCAUAUGUUCACAGGUUUGUUAGCAUACAAAAUAUCUUUAUAGUCGAUAUGUAAAGGCUCAGACAAGCUAAUGAGGCCCAUGUGGUAGGAGCUCUUUGUAGCAUGACGCUCUCUGUAGUAUUUUGGACCAUUACAGUGAAUAUCUGCACCCCUCUUUCUCUCGGUGGUGGACAAAACACUGACCCCCAGUCCAUGGACUACCCAUAUCGAUUACGCUAAAAUCGACUACCCCACUGAAGUCUAGUGAUUUAAGGUUAGGAAACUGAGUGAAUCAGGUUUCAUUUCGGGAAACUGAUGUGAAGCUUGUUUCACUCAGUUUCCUAACCCAUAUCACUAAUCUUCAGUGGUAUAGUUCAUUUUAGAUUAGUCCAUAUGGGUAGUCGAUGGGGGUAGUGCAUGGACUGGCUGGCCAUGGGGGUCAGUGCUUUUCCCACCACCCUCCUUCCCAGUGAUGUAUAGAGUCAUAGAUCAUGUAUAGAUGUAUAACGAGUCAUUCCUGAAGUGGUAGCUAUUUCAAUAUCUUUGGUCAAAAGAAACAUCCCCCUUUCUCUGAAUGAGGAACUGUGUUCUUUUGGGACUUUGACCCUUUUAUUUCCUAUAAGCACAGGUAGCCCAAGCUCGAAAUAUGAGCAUCGGCGAGCAUCGGCAUUGUUGUGUAACAUUCAAAAUAUAAGGAUUUGUAUGGGGAAAAAACCUACCGUUUCUGUAACCUACGAAAAUGAAAGGUUGUCAAUUAAAAAAAACAGCUUACCUUACUUAAAAUGUGUGUUACAUCUCUCCUGUGUGAUCCACGGGCCGAUUUAUGGCCGUUUUAUGGGUUUUAUGUAAAUGGUUUUCUCUCUAUAUAAAGGUUUACCAAGGUUGGGCACUCCAGCGAAGCGGCUCGAUUGAUCCACAGAAGGAAAACGGCCGGAAAUUCUCUUUAACUACUCCAAUCACCUCCAAAUUCCGCCUAGGUAACACACGAUACUUCUUCUUUCCAUUCGUUAUCUUGUUUCAAGACUCCUUUGCACCGAGAGCGAAUCAAAGGCUGCAAAUCUCUGCAACCUCUCCCGUCUGAAGCCAUCGACAGAGGCUCGGCCUGAACUCCGCGUUACCGUUGACAGAUAGCGACAAGGCCUGAGACUCAAAUUACUCACACUCGGGGUGCUCCCGUUGUUUUCCUAUUGUGUCAACGGGAGCAAGAGACUGUCUCCCACCCCGAGUGUGAGUAAUUUGAGUCUCAGGCCAUGUCACUAUCUGUCAACGGUAAGGUGUAGUUCAGGCCGAGCCUCUGUCGAUGGCUUCAGACGGGAUAGGUUGCAGAGAUUUCUGGCCUUUGAUUCGCUCUCGGUGCAAAGGAGUCUUGAAGCAAGAUAACGAGUGGAAAGAAGAACUAUCGUGUGUUACCUAGGUGGAAUUUGGAGACGAUUGGAGUAGUUGGAGCGAAUUUCCGGCUGUUUUCCUUCUGUGGAUCAAUCGAGCUACUUCGCUGGAGUGCCCAACCUUGGUAAACCUUUAUAUGGAGAGAAAACUGUUUACAUAAAACCCAUAAAACGGCCAUAAAUUGACCCAUGGACCACGCAGGAGAGACGUAACACACAUUUUAAGUGAGGUAAGCUGUUUUUUAUUGAAAUCCUUUCAUUUUCGUAGGUUACAGAAACGGUAGGUUUUUUCCCCAUACAAAUCCUUAUAUUUUGAAUGUUAUGCAACAAUGCCGAUGCUCGCUGAUGAUCAUAUUUCGAGCUUGGGCUACCUGUUCUAUAAGGGGGAAAAACUCCAAGAGGGUUUAAUAUACAGGUGUGCAAGUGCUAGACCAGGGUUUUUCUUGACAUUUCUGCACUUUUAGUUUAAUAGAAAGCAUUGUUAACCCUUUCAGCCCCAAUAGCCACAUACAAAUUCCCUUCACUUUUCUCCAUGCAUUUUUUUAAUGGAUUUGUUUAGAGAAUUUGAUAACAGAUAAAAGCAGUUGGUGAUCAUGGAAUUUUGAUGUAUUGAUGUUGCUGGGAGAAAAUUGAUGUUGGUCACUCUGAAGACUUGAAUGGCUAAAGACAUUAUUUAUUAGUAUUUUAUUAUUUAUAGUGUAGCCUGUGAGAAAGCUUCCCUAUUUGGGCGAGCAAAGCGAGCCACGCGAGAACAAGUGAAGCGAGCCACGCGAGAACGAGCAAGUGAGUGGUGAAGCUGUGAGAGGCCAAAGAAAGGAGCUCUCCUUUCUCUCCCCCGCCCCUCGCGUUUGCGUCUCCUCUCGUGUGCCUCUCGGUCGUCUACUUUUCACAAUAUCCCCAAAAUGGAGAGUUUGCUCGCAGGCUAUUUAUAGUGUGCCCUUUGUAUACAAAUAAUCACAGGGAAACAUGUCUUAUUAUUGGUAAGCUCUAUUUGAGGUUAAAAUUGUGGGAAAAGGGAAACUUAACUGCUAAUGUUUCAUGCAUUUUGUUUGGGCAUUAUUAAAGGCAUGGUAUUUGGGUGGUUCUACAUAACAUUAGUUUCUGAUGAGUUUUUUUUGUUUAUAUAACAUCAUUUUUCGGAACUGACCAAGGCAUACAGUGUGCUUAGUAAUUUGAAUUCAAGGAGGGAGUAUGAUAAAGAAAUUGGUGCUUACUUCACUAUGAUGAGUGUAAAGAAGAAAGAAGCUGGCGAGAAGUUGCUGCGACUGACAGAUGAAAUGUUAGAGAUUGACAUGAAUGGGACAAGAGAAGUAAUAGUAUUUUGUUAAGUUGUUGUUGGUGUUAAAUGUAGUAUCAAAUGUUUCUUUUAGUUGUUUUAAUUGGAAACCUUAUUAAAUUAGGAGAGAUAAUGAAAAUAGAAAUGUAUAUGUUCUGGUUCAAUUUUAUCCUUGGUUUAAGUUUUAUCACCCUUUUGGGGGGGAAAGGGGUUGGAGGGGUGUUAUGGGCGGUAAUGUAUGAUAAUGAGUAUAAAAGAAAAGGAAGUAAAAUUUAAACCAAGGAUAAAAUUGAACCACAUUAUAUACAUAAUGUAUGCUGUAAAACUCAGAAAGCAGUGGAAAGAUGGGAAAUCUUGCUCACUCAGGAUUUGCUGCCUUGGUCCCACAAGAAAAAGUUCUCUUUUUGGCAUAAAUCUUUUAUUCACCAUUUGCACAUCUCCCAAAAUACACCUUGUUUGUCCCCCAAACUUUUGCAUAACCUUGGGUUUUGAUUCCCCUUGGGUAUUUCAGUGGUCCCAAAAGAAAUUGAAGAGACUGCUUCUGCAAAAUUUUGGGGGGCAAACAAGGUGUAUUAUGGGAGGUGUGCAAAUGGUGAAUUGUCCACGCUUGUUUGGUCAAGAUGGCCGGAUAAUGGCCUUGUUCUUUUUUGUGUUCUUACUGAGUUGACUUUUACAAUGGACUUGGUUCAUAAAAAAGCAAAUAAAAAGAACUUUGACCAAUUUCCAGCCAUGCUGACUUCAUGAACGGUCAGUAAGGCCCAGUUCAAACAUCGAACUUUUCAUGUCCCGAAUAAUACACAGACCUAUAUUCAUGCCAACUAGAAUGGUACAUGUUUGACAGUUGAUUCAGAUGUCCUACGAUAUACAAUGGUGUACAAUGCUUACCAGGGAAAAUACAUUAUAGUAAUGUAUGCAGUAGUGUUGGCACAUAAAAGUUUGGCGUUUGAAACCAAGGCAAAAUUCUCAUGCGUGCCACUCUUUUUUCUUUGAUUUAUGCGUCGACCUAAAUUAGCCAUGUUGGACUUCAAACAUCCAUCCCUUCAUGUAUUUACUGUCAAACUCGGAAAACCGUGAACACCUGAAAAAUUUCAGGAAUGUUGAUUGUGUACUGACCAGUCACAAUAAAGUUCAGGACAUGCGAGCAAACCUCAAAACCACAAACUAAUUACCGUUGUUGUUUGCGGUUUAGUUAUCUCAUGCCUUAUUGGAUUAUUUCUCGCAACACAAUAACAUUGCAUAAAUAUUUCUGGUGUUCACAGUUUUGUGAGUUUCACAGUAAUUGAAGGGAUUAGGUUGGGUACAUGAAAGGUUCAACCUUUGAACUGACCCUAAAGUUACUCAUAUAUGAUAAUAAUGUAAAAAAAUCUCUUUUAAUAGCAAGAGUAUUCAGCAUGUUUGUGUUUUUUCUUUUUCACACCAGAGUGGAGUAUUUCUCAGCACCAUUGCAACUCUUAGCACUGUAAUGGGUGUCCUAGUUAGACUGACCAAUUUAUCUGUUCCUAACGGUUGUCUCCAGUCACAUGGCAGGAGAGUGCUUCAGCUUCUGCGCAUGAUCUGCAAUGGAACACUGGCUGCAAACACAGGACUGUCCACCGGAGAGUUGCUGAGUGGGCACUUCUCAGCUGAAGCUGGGAGAUUAGGGUAUGUUGCAAUAUCCACAUGUCUGAUUCCAUACAUUUCCUUUUUAACAGAAUAGUUGAGAAAAUUUGUUCAAUGAUCACUGAAUUUUUCCUUUUAACUCUCAUAACCUUCUUGCUUGAUUAUGUAUUGGUAUGGUUAGGAGAAAAUUGAUGUUGGUCAUUAUACAUGUAAAAAGAAAGUAGCAGCUGCAAUGACAUGUUUAAACUCAGGUGUUACAGACACGGAGGAAAAGGGGUACAGUGUCUGAAAAGCAGAUUACUCUGUACCUGUAUCAAAUUGCAGAGAAAAUGAAUUUUGCAGGUCAUUCUUUCUCGACAAGGAUGUGCCAAACAUUUUUACUGAUUAAUUGAACUGACAAUAAUUACAUUGUAUUACCAAUUACAUCCCUCAAAACUAAAAAUUUAAAAAUGUAGUCCUGACUAGCACAGCUACAAAAUCUGCCAGCUUGAGGCUACAGUGCAUAUGUACACAUGUAUUAAUUUUGUAACAAGGCCUUACAAAUCUCUUCACAUUUUUACAUCGCCAGUGUAAGACGAAACUGAAAUGGACAGACCGCCAAAACAUCGCAAUCUGUUCGAAACAUUUUAAUAAGAGACAUUUCUUGCAAUGGCGUUUGUUCUGUCGAGUCCUUCUUGAUCGUCGUCGCGUCGCGUGACAUCCAAGUUUAUGGCGACUACUGAUGGUAUGACCAUGUCGAUAAUUUGUUUGUUGUUUGUCUUUCUGUGACCAAGAGGGGGAUCUUUAAUGUUUGGUUACCAGCGUUAAUAUACAUAACGCUUCACAUGGGCCCAUCAUAGUCAAGUCUUACUGGUCGGCGGACUUCAGCGCAUUUUCCGCAAAGUUUGCGUGAGGAUAAUCACGACCAAGGUCACGAACAUUUCUAUGUAUAGAUUAAAACAAUCAACAACGAUGGCGUCUGAUUCAGUAAAAAAAGCCAGCGUGAGAGAAGACCGGUUGCUCUUUAUGCGAGGUGUUGUAGCAGGCAGCGUGUUUUUGUUGCUGGUAGCUCUUCUAGCAGUCUACGGUCCUAUACCAAGACCUCAUCUGCCAAGUUUGGAAGCCUCUAACUAGUUUUCACGCUCCAGUGGCAAGCUGUUUCUGCUUUUAGUCUGAUUGCAGGUAAGAAUGUUUAACUUUUCUGAGUGCACGUUGUUUCGUUGUUUCUUUAAUUUCACGAGUGAAUCAACUUGAGUACAUGUACAGGUGUAUAUACCAAGCGUCCUCAACAUCGUUUCGUUGCGUCCAUAUUGUUGGACUCCUUGCCAUGUCCUUGCAGUCCUUUUACUAUUUCCCCGUUGUCCACCCUUUAUGUUUUGAACGAACACUUGUUCUGGUGAAACUCUGUUGUCACAGACUCAUAGAUUGCGUGACACAUGUUGGACAUCUGUCAUACGUGCACACUUUUGUCUGUUCCCCGUGUUUUAUAGUAAAUUCACGUAGUAUUUUAGUUUGUUUUAUGUUAGUGGUGCUGUAGUCAUAACCGCCAACACAGAGAUUUCGAGUUUUUAAUGUUAAUGAUUAUGAUAUAGUCAGUGAUAGGACGAACUGAGUGUAGCAUUUGUUGCUGAAGCAUUCAAUUUAGCUUUCAAUUCGAAGUCAUUCUCAAAAAUAUCUUCUUCAAUGCUCUUUAUGAUGAUGUACUGUAGCUCACAAUUACAGUGUACAACUGUAUGUGUAAUGCAUGUUACUGCUGUGACUGAAGGAGAAAUUGAGCAAGACAUUGUUCAAUUCAAUGCACAUGUAACACCAGCUAAGACUUCUUUGAAUCUGCCUGCAGGUCUGGUGUGGGUAGAGGCAACCCGAGGACUUACAACAGCAAUUAAUCCUCUGGACAAAGACGCAGAGAAACAGAAUCUCAGUGGGGUAGCUCCUCGUUACGUAUCCAACACACUAGAGCAGUAUCUACUGAGUUCUGGAGAUUCGCUCAUUCUGUCAUCUCAUCUGUCAUCUGAAAACAUGCAUGUUAUUCCAGUGCUGGUGAUUCUCUUCACGUUUGGUCGCCUCACGUUCGCUCUCGGCUACAAAUACUAUCAUGCUCAUCGGGCAUUUGGGCAUAUGAUCACAGCCUUCCCGACUGUUUAUUUUAUGUGUAUUGUGUAUACAGCUUCGCCAGGAAUAACUUCGGUUACAGCAAUAGAAGGCAUGUUUGAUUUUAUCAAAAGCGUUCAUUGGAAUGUUAAAGUUUAG